CUCAAAUCCCCCUUCACACAGCAAGAAACACGCCCGCUUUCCCUUUGCUCUCCAACACCGACACACGCACUCAAUUCACCACGUCAGUCUUUUCCACACAUCCCUCGUAGGCCUUCAGCAGCCGCCUCUCGAAGUCUUCGUCCCUGGUAAACACACGCCCAUCGACCUCCACCACCGGCUGCAGCUCAUGCAGCGAGUUGACCAAAUACAGCUGACAGCGGCCGGGUGGGGGGAGAUCGUCCGCCCGCCAUCUCACUUGCUCCGUCUUGAUGCCCAACACGCUCCUAGCCCCAUGUAUCAUCACGUCAAUCGUGGACCCAUGCAGCAGAGGCAGCUCGAAGCACGGCGUAUAGAGGGAGCCGUCACGGCGGAUGAGAAGGUUGGCAAAGGCGGACUCGAGCAGCCAUCCCUCAGGGCUGACAGAGAUGAUGUCGUCCACAUUUCUGCUGACGGCCUCCUGCCGGUACAUCAGUCGCUCCAGAUAGGCCAGCGACUUCAGGGAUGACAGGCGAGCAGAUGACGCACGCCGCUCGGAAAGGGCCACACGUAAGCCACCAACACCCGUUUCCCCAUUGCGGAUUGGCUUGAGCAUCAUCAGCAGUGUCCCAUGAUCCCUCUCCGGCAGAGCAAGCGACGGCUGGCAGCCGCCGGUGACGAUAAUCUUGAGCCGCCAAGUCCCCCUCUCCGCUGCAUUCGCCUGGACGAGAGCCUUCACAGCCGACAGGUUGAUGUCAGGCGCCCUGAUGCCCAGCGAGCAACAUUGCUCCAUCAGGUUCCGGACGUGAGCACCGAAUUCUCGUACAGUGCCGUCAGAGAUCUUCAUGGUGGUGAAGAUGCCGUCGCCGAAUAGGAAGCCUCGGUCUGUGACGGGAAUGGCGGCGACAGACCCGUCCAGCAACUCGCCGUUCAGCCACACCUCCGGCAUGGC
Messenger RNA from Vitrella brassicaformis, 928 nucleotides. The record is from the annotation of a GenBank genome assembly. Lineage: Eukaryota; Vitrellaceae.